This is a messenger RNA of Anarrhichthys ocellatus (wolf-eel), 1001 nucleotides long. It is a transcript of the gene mtres1, whose product is annotated as mitochondrial transcription rescue factor 1. Gene Ontology annotation, cellular component: mitochondrion. The record is from RefSeq and is a predicted model, not a curated record. The transcript has 4 exons. Gene Ontology annotation, molecular function: RNA binding. Lineage: Eukaryota; Metazoa; Chordata; Actinopteri; Perciformes; Anarhichadidae. The coding region runs from base 28 to 756 and encodes 242 amino acids. Gene Ontology annotation, biological process: regulation of mitochondrial transcription.
CCCAGUCAGAAGUGCCGACGAACUGCUAUGAAAGGUUACUCCAUAGUGACUGGGUGGAGUGCCAACAUGCAGAGUUUGGUGGUGCAGGCACUUGCCAUGAGGCAGCUGGGACGGUUGAACCCCCGCCACCUGCUGGCUGCUGGAUAUGGGCUGAGGCAGACUGAAUGGUGUCCCAGGACCAUCCACACACGCCAGCUGUGGGGCUGCUCUGCACUCCCCGCGCUCGGCUGUCACCGGCCCGCUCUUCGUGGCAGAGACACCGCCAGAGGUUGGUCCGUCCACCAUCUGAGGUUUAAAAGCAACAAGAAGAAAGGAGAAGCUGCGAGGACAGCACAGGAGGAGGAGGAGGACGAGGAUAAAAAAGACCCCGAGGACAGUGAUUAUGAAGAUGAGGUGGUUGAGAACCCAAACCUACCAAAGGACUAUAAAGACAUGGAGAAAUAUGUGCAGUCCUUUCGCUAUGAUGUCAUAAUGAAAGCUGGCCUGGACAUGGCACGCAAUAAAAUUGAGGACUCCUUCUACAACAACAAGCUCAGGCUAAACGGACAGAAACUCAUCAAGAAAAGUAAAACUGUGAAAGUCGGGGACACCUUGGACCUGGUGCUGUCGGAGAACCGGGAAACAAACACCGUCACUCUGAUGAGAGUCAUCCUUCGGAGGGUUUUAGGCGAAUCCAGUAACGCAGAAAAGUAUAAGGUUGCCAUAAGGCGCUGGAAAAGUAUAGAGCUUACCAAAGAUGAGGCCAUUAAGACAUGAAUUUGGAAUAGGACAGUGUUGACUGGGAUACCAGUGAAGGCGACGGCAGCCGCAGAAAUUAAUGCGACCAAAUGAGUGGCGUUCGAAAGGGCUCCAAAAAUUUGGACCCUUAAUGGAUUGUAAAAGUUUGUAAAGGUUAACAGUUCUCAGUGGUUGUAGACAUUACACAGUUGGUUGGGAGAAAGAUUGAGUGUUUACCUUUCCCCACUAUACUGUGUGACUCCUCCAAUAAAGGUGCACUUUGA